Molecule: messenger RNA, 681 nt
Organism: Knipowitschia caucasica
Lineage: Eukaryota; Metazoa; Chordata; Actinopteri; Gobiiformes; Gobiidae
Source: the annotation of a GenBank genome assembly
AUGCUUCCCCACACUGCACAUGCACCUGUAGAAGUCCCAGGCUUCAAGCUGCGCUGUGCAUUCAUAAAGGAAAGUCCCGCCCCCUUUGCUCCAGGCGCCUCUGUGAUUGUGACUUGUCCUUUGGCGGAGCCUUGGAAUCAGGGGACACAAGGCUCACUGAACUGCUGUGAGAGACCCAGCGUGGGAUUGGUCAGAGUGGAGCCAGCCCAGGUGUAUGAUUGGAGGAGGCUGAUGGAGGGGGCGUGUCGAGUGCCUGUGUCCUGCUGUCGACCGCGGAUCCUGGUUUUGCACGCGCUGUUCUGGGGCCUUGUGUCGCUACGAGUGUUCGGAGCGGCACUGCUCAGUGAGGAGAAGACUACAGUGAAGCCUGUGUCUGCCCCCUGCUGGCUGCUAGAGGAGUUCACAGUGACGUUGGCCUGUGUGCAGUGCAACGAGUUUGAGACGAGGUCCUGGCCCAUUUGUGUUCAGACUGGAUUCUACGAACGAGUGAACUGCACCAAAUCCAACAGGGACGAGCUCAAGAGUUGCAGGUCCUCUCAGUUGGAGGAACACAGAUUUUGGCGUUUCGAGGCAACCAUGUUGUCCCUGACAGCGUUGUUUGGGAUCGUCGUGGUAACAAGACAACGAGCUUUGGACCGAACGGCAUCCGAGAAAGUGCGGCGCCAAAUAGAGUCCAUUUGA